UUGCUAUAUAAACGCAUUGACAACAAGCUUCCAGCGCAGAUCUGUGAGAGAAUCGCAUGCACUGAAAUUAACCACAACAUCGUUAUCCACCAUGAAGGCAGUCAGUCCGGUGAGGUCCAUAAGGAAACCCGCCUUGUAUUUUUCGGAGCAUAAUCUCGGCAAUUUACGGAGCAAGAGCUCCUCGGACGACCCACUCAGUCUCCUGUACAACAUGAAUGACUGCUACAGCAGGUUGAAGGAGCUCGUGCCGAGUUUACCGCAGAACAAGAGCGUGAGUAAGAUGGAGAUCUUGCAGCAUGUCAUAGACUACAUUCUGGAUCUUCAGAUCGCACUGGACCAGAACCCGCAACAGCAGAUCCUCGGACAGAGCCCUUCAAAAAAGUCUGUCAGAUCACUCGGAGCUGAUAUCAGCAUCAUCUCCUUCCAGCCCAGUAACCCUCAAAGAGAGAUCAACUCAGAUGACCUCAUAGCCCUGUCUCGUUGAAACGGUGUUUCGGUCGUGGAGCAAAAACAGGGCCUUUUUGUGUUUUUUUUUUUUUUUUCAUGUCAUUCGCCUGGACUUCGUCUUGAAUGACAAAGGAUUUCCCUCGAAUGGACAUAAAGAGUUAGUUAUACACGGACUUUCACAUUCUUUCUUCCAAAGCAAGACUGAAAAAGACUGGAAAGAUAAAAGAAAACCGUAAUUAAGCAAGAAAUCUCACAAAGCAGGAUUUUUUUUCACCUUGCUGUUAUGUUGUCAAGAUGUUGCGCAAAACGAGCGCGCAUUUUAACUCCUCUAACGUUAAUUAAUCCAGUUCGCCAAAGGCUGCGGACUCUGUAAAAAUGUACUUUUGUUUUCUUUCUGCUGAAAAUGUGAUGUUUAUAAUAUUACAGAAAGUUUUAUAAUUAUAACGUAAAUGGCACUUUUAUACUGUACAUAAUUAAAUGCUGUGUCCUUGUCAGUUACAAAUGUUACAAAAAGUUACAAAUGCAUUGCUUUUGUUGUAUUUUUCAUUUUUGCAAAUGCAUUAAUGCAUAAAGCUUAUUAACUUA
This is a messenger RNA of Carassius gibelio (silver crucian carp), 1032 nucleotides long. It is a transcript of the gene id2b, whose product is annotated as inhibitor of DNA binding 2b. Gene Ontology annotation, cellular component: cytoplasm; nucleus. Gene Ontology annotation, molecular function: protein dimerization activity; transcription regulator activity. The record is from RefSeq and is a predicted model, not a curated record. Gene Ontology annotation, biological process: negative regulation of transcription by RNA polymerase II; cell differentiation; circadian regulation of gene expression. The transcript has 3 exons. Bases 92 to 484 code for a protein of 130 amino acids. Lineage: Eukaryota; Metazoa; Chordata; Actinopteri; Cypriniformes; Cyprinidae.